Babesia microti strain RI is the source of this 900-nucleotide messenger RNA. Its product is annotated as UV excision repair protein RAD23. The transcript has 6 exons. Gene Ontology annotation, biological process: proteasome-mediated ubiquitin-dependent protein catabolic process; nucleotide-excision repair. Gene Ontology annotation, cellular component: nucleoplasm; cytosol. Gene Ontology annotation, molecular function: proteasome binding; damaged DNA binding; polyubiquitin modification-dependent protein binding. The coding region runs from base 1 to 900 and encodes 299 amino acids. Lineage: Eukaryota; Apicomplexa; Aconoidasida; Piroplasmida; Babesiidae. The record is from RefSeq and is a predicted model, not a curated record.
AUGAAACUUAUCGCCUGUACCCUUAAGAAUGUUGAGACCUGUGUCGAAGUAGACCCAUCUGACACCGUAGAUGCUUUAACCAAUAAAAUUGGAUCGAGCCUGAACAAUGCUAGUGCCAGCAAAAUGCGAUUAAUCCAUGCUGGUAAAAUUUUGAAAAUGGAACAAAAGAUAUCGGACUAUUCUGACAUCAAGGAUGGGGAUAAAAUUAUUGUUCUGUUCAGCAAACAAUCCGAAGCAAGUACAAUAGCUAAUCCUACACCUGCCCCUACCUCUACUCCCAUUGCAGAUGCCAACACCAGUCCCCCGAAACCCAUCCCUACCACGGACCCUAAUGCCUUACUGAUGGGCGAGGAGCUAGAAAAAGCCAUAAACGGUAUAGUAGAAAUGGGUUUUGAUGUUGAAUCAGUCAAAGCGGCCAUGAGCGCAGCAUUCAACAACCCUAACAGGGCUAUAGAACUCCUCACGCGUCAUGAGGUAGACGUUUCAGACCAUGAUACGCAUCAAUCUGUUCAAACGACGGGCGUGUUGGAUGAGCUGCGACAGCACCCUAUGUUUGAGCAGAUGCGGGCGAUUGUGCGCAGUAAUCCACAGACGCUGCCACAAAUUUUAUCGCUCAUAGGGCAGUCAGACCCAUCAUUACUCCAAGCCAUCACUGAAAAUCAGGAAGAAUUUAUCCAGCUACUGAGUGAACCGGUACUAGGCACAAGUGGUGAUUUUAUUGACGCCCAGUCUAUAACUUUGACACCAGAGGAAAUGGAGUCUAUAAACAGACUGGAGGGGCUCGGGUUUUCGAGACCGGCAGCUGUCGAGGCAUUUUUGGCAUGCGAUAAAAAUGAGGAGAUGGCAGCAAAUUAUUUGCUUGAAAACAUAGCAGAUUAUGUCUCUGACAAUGAUAAUUAA